GAGCCUUUGAUAUGGAGCUCGUUCCGGAACUCAUGGCUGAGGAUCGGGAAGCAGGAGCUGAGGAGGAUGGUGGAGAUACCGAGCCGGAUAGCAACGGCGAUGACGGUGGCUGCGAUGACGAAAGACGCGGAUGGGCCGGCGUAUUUGGCGGCGCCGGCAGGGGAGGGGACGAACCCUCCGGAGGCACCGGUGGUGGUGUUUGUUAAUUCGAGGAGCGGGGGACGCCAUGGCCUCAUGCUCAAGGAUCGUCUUCAGAUGCUGAUUGGCAAGGACCAGGUUUAUGAUCUUUCAUGUGUGAAACCUGAUGAUUUUGUUCAAUAUGGUCUGGGUUGCUUGGAGACGUUGGCCAGUCUCGGUGAUCUUUGCGCAAAGAGUAUACGUGAGAAGUUGAGGAUCAUGGUUGCUGGAGGUGAUGGCACAGUUGGAUGGGUAUUAGGAAGCCUGGCAGAACUUCAUACUCAGAAUAGAACGCCAGUACCUCCAAUUGGCAUCAUUCCACUUGGAACUGGCAAUGAUCUCUCCAGAAGCUUUGGUUGGGGUGGUUCAUUUCCUUUUACAUGGAGGACAACAGUGAAAAAUUCUAUCCACAGAGCUGUCACUGGUCCAGUUUGCCAUCUUGACAGUUGGGAAGUCGUUAUAUCAGUGCCAGAAUUGGAGCCAAUAGACUUGCCACACUGUCUCCGGCAACUUGAUGACCACAUUUAUAUUCAGGAUGGAGAUAAUGAGGAGCAGUCUCCUUUAAGGGGUUCAUGCUAUAAAGGAGUCUUUUACAACUAUUUUAGCGUAGGAAUGGAUGCACAGGUUGCAUAUGGCUUCCAUCACCUACGUGAUGAAAAACCAUACAUUGCUCAAAGUCCAAUUGCAAAUAAACUUAUAUACACAGGAUAUGGAUGCACCCAAGGUUGGUUCAUGACACCUUGCAUGACUGAUGCAAGUUUCAGGGGACUGAAGAACAUAUUGCGGCUAUAUAUUAAAAGGUUCAAUUCCACAGAAUGGGAACAAAUUCAUGUUCCUAAAAGUGUCAGGGCCAUCGUUGCCUUGAAUCUUCACAGUUAUGGAGGUGGACGAAAUCCUUGGGGUAACCCUAAACCUGAAUAUUUAGAAAAGAGGGGCUUUGUUGAGGCUCAUGUCGACGACGGUUUGCUUGAGAUCUUCGGCUUAAAACAAGGAUGGCAUGCUUCGUUUGUUAUGGUUGAAUUAAUACCAGCCAAGCAUAUCACUCAGGCAGCAGCAAUUAGAUUGGAAAUGAGAGGAGGUGAAUGGAGAGAUGCAUAUAUGCAAAUGGAUGGGGAACCAUGGAAACAACCAAUAACUGGUGAGUUUUCAACCACUGUAAUUAUAAACAGGAUGCCAUUUCAGUCAUUGCUCAUUGCUGGUGAUGUCUCUGUUCAUCAUCAUCUUAUGCCAUUUCUCUAA
This is a messenger RNA of Dioscorea cayenensis subsp. rotundata (Guinea yam), 1416 nucleotides long. RefSeq names its product diacylglycerol kinase 4-like. The transcript has 12 exons. Gene Ontology annotation, molecular function: ATP-dependent diacylglycerol kinase activity. Lineage: Eukaryota; Viridiplantae; Streptophyta; Magnoliopsida; Dioscoreales; Dioscoreaceae. The record is from RefSeq and is a predicted model, not a curated record. The coding region runs from base 67 to 1416 and encodes 449 amino acids.